AUGGCGACCGGCCAACUGUUCUCGAAGAAUACUCAGGCUCUGUUCUACAACUACAAGCAGAAUCCCGUUCAACGGAUGCUGGAUUUCGACUUCUUAUGCGGUCGAACUCUGCCUUCUGUUGCUGGCAUCAUUACACCGGGAUCUGAUGGCUUUCACAAGCUCUUCUUCGGCCAAGAGGAGAUCGCGCUUCCGGUCCACCCCAGCAUCACGGCGGCCUGCAAGGCACAUCCAACGGCUGACGUCUUCGUCAACUUCGCGUCGUUCCGAAGUGCGUUCGAGUCGUCGUUCGAGGCGUUGAAGCAGCCCACCAUCCGAGUGGUGGCCAUCAUCGCAGAGGGCGUGCCAGAGGCCGACACGAAGACGCUCAUCGCCUACGCGCGCGCCAACAACAAGGUGAUUAUCGGCCCGGCAACGGUGGGUGGCAUCCAGGCGGGAGCGUUCAAGAUUGGAGACACAGCGGGCACGCUGGACAACAUCAUCAGCUGCAAGCUCUACCGCCCUGGCUCCGUCGGAUUCGUCUCCAAGUCGGGAGGCAUGUCGAACGAGAUGUACAACGUGCUGGCGCGCACCACAGAUGGACUCUACGAAGGUAUCGCCAUUGGUGGCGAUGGCUUCCCAGGCUCCACGCUCUCAGACCAUGUCUUGAGAUUCAACAACAUUCCGCAGAUCCGCAUGAUAGUGGUGCUGGGCGAGCUGGGUGGUGCAGACGAGUACUCGCUGGUGGAGGCGUUGAAGGAGGGGCGCGUGCACAAGCCCGUGGUGGCGUGGGUCAGUGGCACCUGCGCAACGCUCUUCAAGUCCGAAGUCCAGUUCGGCCACGCCGGCGCCAAGAGCGGAGGGGAGAGCGAGUCAGCACAGGCGAAGAACGCGGCGCUCAAGGCAGCGGGGGCCAUUGUGCCGACAUCAUUUGAGGACCUGGAGACCGUCAUCCGCGCCACCUACGAGAAGCUCGUAGCAGAGGGCGCCAUUCAGCCAGUGGCGGAGAAGAAGCCGCCCACAGUGCCGGAGGACCUCACAGCUGCCAUCAAGGCCGGCAAAGUGCGCGCCCCCACACACAUCGUCUCCACCAUCUGUGACGAUAGAGGCGAGGAGCCGACAUACGCGGGGGUGCCCAUCUCGACCAUAGUGGAGAAGGGCUUUGGCGUGGGAGACGUCAUGUGCCUGCUCUGGUUCAAGCGCUCCCUCCCCGCCUACUGCACCAAGUUCAUUGAGAUGUGUGUGGUGCUGUGUGCGGAUCACGGCCCCUGUGUGUCUGGCGCACACAACUCCAUUGUCACCUCGCGAGCCGGCAAGGACCUGAUCUCCUGCCUUGUCUCUGGUCUGCUCACCAUCGGCCCGCGCUUUGGAGGAGCCAUUGAUGACGCAGCACGAUACUUCAAGGAUGCUGUUGAGCGGGGUUUGAGUCCAUAUGACUUCGUGGAGGGAAUGAAGAGGAAGGGCAUCCGUGUUCCCGGCAUUGGCCAUCGCAUCAAGAGCCGUGACAACCGGGACAAGCGAGUGGAGCUGCUGCAAGCUUACGCGCGCUCCUCCUUCCCCUCGGUGAAGCACAUGGACUAUGCAGUAGCUGUGGAGACAUACACGCUCACCAAGGCGGCCAACCUGGUGCUCAACGUCGAUGGCUGCAUCGGGGCGCUCUUCCUGGACUUGCUCACGUCCUGCGCCAUGUUCACCAAGGAGGAGAUUGAUGAUAUCGUAGCCGUGGGGUACCUCAAUGGACUGUUUGUUCUCUCCAGGAGCAUCGGGCUCAUCGGGCACACGUUUGACCAGAAGCGGCUCAAGCAGCCACUGUACCGCCACCCGUGGGAGGACGUGCUCUACACCAAGUGA
Molecule: messenger RNA, 1827 nt
Organism: Closterium sp. Yama58-4
Lineage: Eukaryota; Viridiplantae; Streptophyta; Zygnematophyceae; Desmidiales; Closteriaceae
Source: the annotation of a GenBank genome assembly